Messenger RNA from Lepisosteus oculatus (spotted gar), 3157 nucleotides. It is a transcript of the gene ythdf3, whose product is annotated as YTH N6-methyladenosine RNA binding protein F3. Gene Ontology annotation, molecular function: N6-methyladenosine-containing RNA reader activity; mRNA binding. Gene Ontology annotation, biological process: mRNA destabilization. The record is from RefSeq and is a predicted model, not a curated record. Gene Ontology annotation, cellular component: cytoplasm. Lineage: Eukaryota; Metazoa; Chordata; Actinopteri; Semionotiformes; Lepisosteidae.
GCAGGGCAUCUGAAACAGUUGCAGCGUCCGUGUGUCUGAGGGAAAGACACCCCCGUCUCUGUCUGAUAUUUCCACAAAAAAAAAUCGGAAAAACGUAAGACGAUUUCUUUACAAAUCCGAAAAGUACAUAACACUCUGGGAAAGGGAGGAAAAAAAAACAAACAAACAGACCGCCUUUUCAAAACAGCUUGAAUAACCGGAGAGAGAAAACAGCAGAGAAACGAGAAGGGGGAGACCGUGGACAGUAUUAGUACCCAGCUCUGGUUCUUGGAGGAUGUCUGCGACCACUGUCGAUCAGAGACCUAAAGGACAAGGAAAUAAAGAUUAAAGUGGGGGUACCCUCUUGACUCAUAUUAGCUACAAAUUCUGAUCCAAGUUUAGGCAUUAAAACAAUUGCAGAACGGUUCAAUGCAUCAGAAAGAUGCUGUAAAUGAUGAUGACUUUGAGCCUUAUCUAAGCAGCCAGACAAAUCAGAGUAACAGCUACCCACCAAUGUCGGACCCUUACAUGCCUAGUUAUUAUGCUCCAUCCAUUGGAUUCCCUUACUCCCUUGGUGAAGCAGCCUGGUCAACAGCAGGAGACCCUCCUAUGCCCUAUUUGACAACUUAUGGACAGAUGAGCAAUGGUGAGCACCAUUUCAUCCCUGAUGGAGUGUUCAGCCAGCCAGGGGCCUUAGGAAAUACACCACCUUUCCUCAGCCAGCAUGGCUUCAACUUCUUUCCCGGGAAUGCAGACUUUUCCACCUGGGGGACGAGUGGGUCUCAGGGACAGUCAACACAGAGCUCAGCCUACAGCAGCAGUUACGGCUACCCUCCUAGUUCCUUGGGUCGGGCCAUAGCAGACGGACAGGCAGGCUUUGGCAGCGACACUCAGCUCAGCAAAGUGCCGGGCCUCAGUAGUAUUGAGCAGGGAAUGGCUGGGCUCAAGCUUGGUGCUGACAUGGCGGCGGUGACCAAAACAGUAGGCUCCGCGCUGGGAGGGGCAGCAGGCAUGAGCAGCAUGGCAGCCAACAGCGUGCCGCCUGUCAGCUCCUCUGCUCCCAAGCCUACCUCUUGGGCAGCCAUUGCCAGGAAGCCUGCGAAACCCCAGCCCAAGCUCAAGCCCAAAGCCAACAUGGGCAUGGGCGUUGGGGCUGCUGUACCCCCUCCUCCUAUAAAGCACAACAUGAAUAUUGGCACUUGGGAUGACAAAGGGUCGAUCGGGAAGCCACCUUUGGCACAACAAGUCCUGCCCCCCCAGCCACUGGUGCAGCAGCAGCUCUUGGCACAGCCCCAGCCCUUGAUGCAGAGCCAGUUGCCUCCUCAGCCCCAGCACCAGCACCAGCACCAGCAGCUGCAUUUGCAGUCGGCUCAGCCGCCUCAACAGCUGCCCCCCGGCCCCCCCCACCCACACCAGCAGCAGCAGCUCCCUCUCCAGCAGGGGGGGCAGCAGCAGCAGCAGCAGCAGCAGCAGCCGCCACCUCCCCUGCCUCCCCAGCAGCAGCCUCCCCAGCAGCAGCCCCCGCCGCCCCAGAACCGCUGGGUGGCGCCUCGCAACCGGGGCGCCGCCUUCAACCAGAGCAGCGGGGCGGAGAGCUUUGCCAUGGGGGUCGGGGCCCCCCUCAGCGCCCCCCCCGCCUCCGGGGAGGUGCACCCCGUGCUGGAGAAACUCAAGGCCCUCAACAACUACAACCCCAAAGACUUUGACUGGAAUGUGAAGAACGGCCGGGUGUUCAUCAUCAAGAGCUACUCUGAGGACGACAUCCACCGCUCCAUCAAGUACUCCAUAUGGUGCAGCACGGAGCACGGAAACAAGCGGCUGGACGCCGCCUACCGCUCGCUCAACGCCAAGGGCCCCCUGUACCUGCUCUUCAGCGUCAACGGCAGCGGACACUUUUGCGGCGUGGCGGAAAUGAAGUCGGUGGUGGACUACAACGCCUACGCCGGCGUCUGGUCUCAGGACAAGUGGAAGGGCAAGUUCGAGGUUAAGUGGGUCUUUGUAAAAGACGUUCCCAACAACCAGCUGCGACACAUCCGCUUAGAAAACAAUGACAACAAACCGGUCACCAACUCCAGGGACACGCAGGAAGUGCCUCUAGAAAAGGCUAAGCAAGUGCUUAAAAUUAUCGCUACUUUCAAGCAUACCACCUCAAUCUUUGAUGACUUUGCACAUUAUGAAAAGCGUCAGGAGGAGGAGGAAGCCAUGCGUAGGGAGAGGAAUAGAAACAAACAGUAACCUUAUGGAGAUAGCCCUGCCAGAACUGCAACACUAAUAACGUAGAUCCUUAAAUAAUUGCCUAACUUCAGAGGAAGAGUGGGUUUUCUGCUGAAGACGAUAUCUCUGAACACCUAACACAACAGUGGACUCUGUAUCAGUUUUUGGUGCAUCUGCCCUCGUAUUCCUGUCUCACAGAAAAGAAAAAAAAACACACUUGAACUGUAUCUUUGUUAAGCACUUUCAAUCCUUCUAAAGCUUCUACCAAUCUCUGCUGUCCUCUGUUUCGUAUUCUAGUAAAUACAGAGACCUGACUUUAACUUUCUUUGAACUUUUGUUUGUUACUAACAAAUUAACCAGUGUAGUUGGUUCCAAUGAUACAAGAUUUCACGAAGCUUCAACUUUCCUAUUUUGUGUUGGGUUUUUUUUCAAAUUUGGAAGAUUUUUAGCGCUUUCAGAAGAGAUUAAAUAUAUAAAAAAUGACAAAUUACAUUUAUCUAAAUCUGUAUUAAGCUGCCCAACACUUCAGUAAAAUUUAUGUUCCAAGGCAAAACUGUGUAUAUUUUUGCCAAAUAAAAUGCAGCCAGGAAUAAUCAUGCGAUUUGUUAUAGACUGACCUUUCCCUUGUUUCAACAUCUGUUUUGUGUACUAAAAGAAGAUAUUAUUAUGCAGCUUGGUGGAUAUCACCAGUUAAUGCACAUAUUUGUUUUCCUGUAAUAAUGUAAUACAAAAGUGCAUUUGUCUAAGGAGAAAUUUGUUUGAUGCUACCAGUAAUCAAACUAUCCUGAACUUCGAAGUUAACGUACCUCAGUUUAAAUCAAUCUUUUUAAGACCUCUGUAACUGCAUUUAAAAUGUAAACUUCCUAGCUCUGGGGGGUUUGCCCAAAGGCAACUAUCAAGGAAGUGACAAUUUUCUCCUUUAGGUGAUUCACUAGCUAAAUAAACAUAAUACUUGUUUAGCGAA